Adineta ricciae is the source of this 1344-nucleotide messenger RNA. The record is from the annotation of a GenBank genome assembly. Lineage: Eukaryota; Metazoa; Rotifera; Eurotatoria; Adinetida; Adinetidae.
AUGGAUGAAGAGUAUGAUGUGAUUUUGUUAGGCACAGGUCUAAAGGAAUGUGUUUUGGCCGGUUUACUUGGCGUUGCCGGCAAGAAGAUUUUACAUAUGGAUCGCAAUAAAUAUUAUGGUGGAGAAUCAGCAUCAAUGACACCAUUAGAAGAUCUUUAUUCGAAAUUCAAUUUGCCAGCGCCACCAUCAGAUACAGGUCGCGGUCGAGAUUGGAAUGUAGAUCUCAUUCCAAAAUUUCUCAUGGCUAAUGGUCUUCUAGUAAAAUUAUUAAUUCAUACGGGUGUAACACGUUAUCUGGAAUUUAAAUGUAUCGAAGGUAGUUAUGUAUACAAGGGGCAAAAGAUUCAUAAAGUACCAGCUGAUGAGCGCGAAGCACUUGCAUCUUCACUGAUGGGCUUGUUCGAGAAACGCCGUUUUCGUAAUUUACUUGUCUGGAUAAAUGAGUAUGAUGAAAAUGAUCCAAAAACAUACAAAGAUGUGCCACCAAAGACUCGUAUGAUUGAUGCAUUUAAAAAAUUCGGCCUUGACCAAGACACAAUCGAUUUUACUGGUCAUGCAUUAGCACUUUACAGUGAUGAUGAUUAUUUGGAAAAACCUGCCAUUGAAUCAAUUAAGCGCAUUAAACUAUACAGCGAAUCAUUGGCACGUUAUGGUAAAUCGCCUUACCUUUAUCCACUCUAUGGUCUCGGUGAAUUGCCACAAGGCUUCGCACGUUUGAGUGCUAUCUACGGUGGAACAUACAUGUUAGACAAGCCAGCUGAUGAAAUAGUUUAUGAAAAUGGUGUUGUCGUUGGUGUUCGUUCAGGUGACCAAACAGCACGUUGUAAAACUGUCAUCUGCGAUCCAUCAUAUGCCCAGGAUAAAGUUAAAAAAGUCGGUCAAGUUAUUCGAGCCAUUUGUCUUCUCCGACAUCCAGUCAAUGUUGGUUCGAAUCCAACACCUGGUUCCAUCCAGAUCAUCAUUCCGCAAAAACAAGUUCAGCGUCAUAAUGAUAUUUAUGUUUGUUGUAUGGGUCAAACCAAUAUGGUUACACCAAAAGACUGGUAUGUUGCUUUGGUUAGUACAACAGUUGAAACCAACAACCCGGAAAAUGAAAUUAAACCUGGUUUGGCACUUCUUGAGCCGAUCUAUCAAAAAUUUGUUACGGUCAGUGAUUUAUACGAACCAGUCGAUGAUGGUAUUAAAAGUCGAUUAUUUAUUACAAGUUCAUAUGAUGCAACAACACAUUUUGAAUCAACUUGCCUUGAUAUUCUUGAUGUCUACCGUCGCUAUAUGGGUGAACCAUUUGAUUUCUCCAAAAUCACACGUGGCUUAGAUGCUGACGAAAGUCAAGAAGGUCAAUAG